This is a messenger RNA of Morchella importuna, 5820 nucleotides long. RefSeq lists its product as uncharacterized. NCBI's taxonomy places the organism in Eukaryota, Fungi, Ascomycota, Pezizomycetes, Pezizales, Morchellaceae. The record is from RefSeq and is a predicted model, not a curated record. The transcript is spliced from 3 exons. Bases 1 to 5820 code for a protein of 1939 amino acids.
AUGGACUUCUCAAAUUCAAUAUCACGAAAGCACCCGGCGGAGUCGACAAACUUUACAACCCCCAUAAAAAGACGCCGAACAACCGUAGUUCACACACCUGUUCCGCAGAAUGCCCGGAUCAUGUUCGACAAGUCACAGAAUUCGUCAUUUACAUCUUUUUCGUCAGCCGAAGGGGGAAUUCCUUCUACCGCUCCGCGUUUGCGUAUGAAUGCACCAAUUACUCCUGGUCAACCCCGUACUGCAGCACCGGACAUGGGCGCUCCAAACACCGUGGGUGGCAAUAGGACGAAGCUCCUAGAACCUCGUUUAUUUGCUCCAAAGCCCUUGCAAUCGCCAUUUGCAGCACGCUCGAUGCGGAACAGAAAGCCAACAGAGUCUAGUUUUAGGUUUCUUACACAGCUGCGGAAACAGCAGGCAGAGGCAGCAGCUCGACCCCCUGCUAAAGUUAACCCUCCCGUUCCCGUAGCGAUGUCACCAUCUGAAAACCCACCUUCAUCUAAAGGCUUAGCAGACUCAGCCAAUGGAUCGCGUGUAGCAAUCUCUUCAGCUACAGCAGUGCAGACCCUCACUCCUGCGCGUAGAAUUCAUAAACCCAAUUUUAGAUCUGAACGAAAGCCAUCGCCAAGGCCUCCAGGCUCGCCCUCGAUGUAUCAUUUUGGGGGCAAUACGAGCACAUUACAUUUACCCUUUUUUGGCACUAGUGCACAAAGUCCUACUGCUUCUAGUCCAAAUGCGCCCGAACCGCGGCUGGGAUCCUUCGUGUCUAAACCUUCUUCCGGGGAGACUGCUGUUCGAGCUGAUGGUAUUAUAAAUUUCCUCGCUAGUUCAAUCGAGAAAGCUAAACAAGCCCUCGCUGGAAACCGCGCCGAUCGUAAUGAAGAGCGGAAAGAGAAGGAAAAGGAAGCUAUUCGGAAGAAGAUUGAGGAAGAACAAAGAAUCAAAAGGGAUGAAAUCUUCAAAGCGGAGAUACAACGUGAAAAAAAUGAAAGGGAAGAGAGAGAACGCGAAGAGAGAGAACAACAAAUUUGUGAAACGGGAGACAAAGGUAAAAAUACGGAGAGGGAUUGGUAUGCAGAUGGCGCUCCAUCAUUUGUGACCGAAGAUACAAUUCUCGAUCCAGUGGAUUACACGCCGAAUGGGUUCCAUGAAACUACUUUUGUGGAGGAAGAGUCGACCCAAAAUCAAAAUCCCUCCAUUAUUGCAUCGUCACCCAUUGUGAGGUUUAAGGACCUAUUAGAGCAAUCUACCUCCCAGGCCCAAAGUGUUAAUCACGGCGGCCGUGAGGCAUCUUCCGAGGAAAGUGAAGAAGAGGAGGAAGAGGAGGAAGAGGAGGAAGAGGAGGAAGAGGAGGAAGAGGAGGAAGAGGAGGAAGAGGAGGAAGAGGAGGAGAUGCAGAGGAGACCGGUUGUUAAGGACAGACCUAGGUCCAAACCUACAGAAGUUAUUUGUAUUGAUUCCUCGUCCGAGGAUGGGGGCGAAGAUGAAGAAAUUAUACAAGAGGCAGAAGAAGAGGAAGGAGAGGAGGAGGGCGAUGAAGAUGAAGACGAUGAAGACGAAGGCAAGGAUGGAACUGUAAACAUGAACCCUGCGCCUAAAUUUUUAUUCGAUCAUCCCCGCAAACUUCCCGGUACCGAAGAUCCUGAGGGUGAAGACGGUGAAGGGAUUGAAGAGGAUGAGUAUGAGGAGUACGACGAGGAAGAAACUGCAGAUUAUGAUGACGAGGAGGAUGAAGGUGAGGAAAUUGCACCAAGCUCGGCCUAUAAGUCAAGGCAGUUUCUUGAGGAGGACGAAGCCGAGGAAGUCAUCGAGCAAUUUGGAGAUGAGCCAGCGGACUCCGGCGAUGACGAAGAAGAAGAAAAGGAACCGAGCUACAUCGAGGAAGAGACCGAAAGGGAUGAAACUGAUCAUGAGGGCUAUGGACAUGAGACUUCAGUAGUAGAAGGCGAUGUCGGUCACAGUUUGGACUCAACCGUCGUGGUUGAUGGGUCUAGCCAAUAUUCAUCCAUGCUGACCAGGAAGUCUAUUCCAGUAACCAAACUUCCAGGUGAAGGUCAGGGGAAUGUAGUCCUAGAAGCUAUUGUCAGCUCACCUGCACAAGAUUCGGACCCAACUCUGGUUUCUCCACACCAGGAGCAGGACGCUGAUCAACACUCCCCAUCUCGUUCUAUCACCCCAACUCCAACCAGUCUAGCGGGCAUUGUUAUCAUUGAUGAUGAUGCCUCCGACGGGGAAUUGCAGCAUGAGUCCAAGGAUGUUGAACCGCAGCCAGACUCUCUCCAAUUGGUUUCAGACAACGAAGAGCCCUCGGUGGUGGAAAACCCGGGUAUCUACAUAGAUGAAGAUGCUGAUGUGUUUAACCGAUACGAUAAACACAUUGGGAAAUGUGACGACAGCGGCCAUUUCUUUGCCGAUACAGAUGACAAGGCCAUUGGGUUCAUCAGUGCAGAAGGUGUUUUCCACGGGUUCCAGGAAGAUUCGGAGAAGGGUACCAGGGCGUUGACCAAUUCAGAGUUGAACGGGAAACCGGGAAAUGACGAUCCUAACUAUGUGGAUGAAGAAGAGGAAAACGAAGAAGAAGAGGGUGACAACGAGAUUGAGGCAGAUUUCAAGAGGGCUCUUGAAGAGGAAGAGGAAGACGCCGAGGCCGAGGACGACGCAGGUCUCGAGAAGCAAGAAGCUCUCCCGGAUGCUGUUGAGCCUGAACCCAGAGAAGUUGUUUUCACUCCCGCCAAGGAAGGAGAAGAUUCCUUCUUCCACCACGGAAAGGAGCAACUCUCAACCCCGAAAACUUCAUACCGCAUGAUGAGCAAUGAUGAAUUAUCGAGGAGUUUGAGACUUAAUAAGGAUGGAGGCCUUAUUGUCAAGGAAGCUACUCCCGAGCCUCAGUCAGAUGAAGAUGAGACACCAGUCGACCAAAUCUCGGAGAACAAGGCCGAGCUAGACAAAAAGAUUGAAGACCCUUUGUUAGACCCAGCUUUGUUAGAAACGACCCAAGCCCCAGCCACGACCUCCGAAAAAGAGGAAAGAUCAUCGCCAGCAUCCCCAAUUGCCGAAGUUGAGCUUACUGUUGAAUUAGAAGUUGAAGUUACUAAAAUUGAAGCUGGACCCGAGAAUGAGGAUGACGAAGAGGCCGAUACAACAAUGCAGACUUGUGCUGAAGGAGAGGACGAAGCUGACACAACAAUGCAGACUUGUGUUGAAGAGGUUUCGAUUCACUCUGAGAGUAUCGUUAUCGUCGAGCGCGAUGGUGGUGAAGCUGAUGAGAGUGAGGGCGAGGGCGAGGGCGAGGGCGAGGGCGAACCUUUCCCUACCCUCCUUCCUGAUUCAUUCCAUGAUCGUUCUUCUAUGGUUAGAGAUUUCAGAGAAGGCACUGUUGAAGAACAGAUUAUCGAGUGGCAGCAAGGUGAUAAGAGGGAGAGCUACCAUAAAUACAGCAUCAGAGAGGAGGACGAGGAUAGCGCGAGUGAGAUGGAAGAGGAAGGAGCUGUCGAGGAAGAGGCGCCGAUGGAUGAGAGUGUAGGGGGAGAGCAGCCUGAAGAGGAAGAGAAAACAGAUGUUGAUGAACCUGAAGAGGGAGAUGAGAUCAUGAAUCCAUACCCCAAGAUUCCAAACCAAUCGAUGUUCGGAUCUAUGCCACCUACUGCACCUUCGUCAUUUGAUACGAAGUUAGCGACUGCUCCUCCGUUUGGGUUUAAACCACCAUCUAUUGCCACAUCGGAAACAGCUGGAGAAAGGCUGGCAACGGCUCCGUUAUACUCAUUCACCCCGCCAACCUCUUCCCCAUCAGAGGCAUCAUCAGCAGAAAGGUUGCCUGCAGUGCCACUCUUUGUCUUGAACACAUCCACCAUUUCUACUCAACCCCUGGGUGAUCAGUUGCCGAUCACACCAUUGUUCGGGUUCCAGCCACCUAGCUCCACUCCAUCGGGAUCAUCUGGAGAAAGACUAGCAACUGCGCCGUUAUUUGCUUUCCGGCCGCCUACCUCCAUGAAUGCAGAAGUGUCAACUGAGUCUGCUGUAGGGAAGGUCGAAUACCCUGCCCUGGCAAGCAAGCCAUCAUUUGGGUUUAAUCCACCUACCACUUCUUCGUCUUCUGCCGGUGGAGAGAAGCUGGCAUCUGCGCCCCCGUUUGGGUUCAAGCCACCCACCACUUCUACGGUUCCAGCUGUCGGUGAGAAAUUGGCAGCAGCACCGUUACAUGGGUUUAAGCCACCGUCUGCGGCUCCAUCAGAAACUGUACUAGUUGAGAUGUUGCCAGCAACACCACUCUUUAGCUUCACACCGCCCUCUUCAAUACCCGCACCGGCGGUGGAUGAGGUUACUGUAACGGGUACUGGGGCUGACGUCGAGACUGUUCUUGAUGAGAGUAUCGCGGAAGAGGCGAAUGUCACGGUAGACCUUGGUCUUGGCGAGGAUGAUGUAACUCUAGUACUAGAAGAUGAGGAAGAGCAUAGCGCGGAGGAAGCGCAAGAACGAGAGCCUGCUAAGGUCACAGGAGAUUACGAGAUAGGAGAAAACACAUCAGCCUCAGAGCGUGAAACAACCGCAACUCCUCCGCCGUCGGAGGCGAUCAACAAAAAGAGGAAAAGGGCGGGGAAAACACCUGAUACCAAUACUCCGGAGGAAAACCAAGAUGUUGAAAUGGUCGACGAACUCGCUCACUCUCCUGCGUCUAAACCCAAGAAGGGACGUGCAGUACGUGCAUCAAAGCGUACUGCUGCGAAGAAGCGUAAAGGUGAUACCAACUUUGUCCCACCAGAUGAAAGCGAACACGAGGAGGACAUGGAAGUCAAAGAGCCGGAAGUCAAAAAACGCCGUACCACUCGCAAGAAGACUUCAGCAGGCAGCACAAAAAAAGAGGACAAGGAGCCAUAUCUCGAAGACGAAAAGUUGGAAGACGAGUUCAAGACCGUUGAAGCUGCCGUUGCCACCGCACUCGAUCCUGAUAUUCCACCAAAGGAAACUGUUGAGUUGCCCGAUGGAAGUGUAGUUCCCGCCAUCCAACCUGAAGAAGUUGACAUCUCACUCGGGAAGGAGUUGAGGGAUGGGAAGGUCGUUGAGCCUUCUUCACAGCCAAAGCGGACUAGAAAAAGGGCACGUGAAGCCUCAGUUGAACCGACAAAGCAGGCAGCCAAAACGACAAGAUCAGCCGCCAAAAAAGCAGUCUCUCUCAGAGAAACCUCUCUCGAACCUGGAGUCGCUGAGCCCGAGGUGGAGGAAGAGAAGGAGGACAGGGUUGAGGAGAAGAUGGCGGAGGAGAAGAUGGUGGCGGAGGAACCUGAAUCUCUCCUAAAGACGAAGAAGGUGGCUGCCCCUAUUGCUCCCCGUCGGGGACGCUCAGCCUCAGUCGAGCCUUUGCUCUCAUUUGAGGAGCGGCCGAUAAGAGCAACCAGGGCUAGGAAGACGCCUUCUGUUAAGGAACCUUCCGUUGAACCCGAGGAGCAACCGCCGAUUAGACUCUCCAGAGCCAAGAGAACCCCUUCCAUCAGGGGAAAUUCCGUUGAGCCAGAGGCUACGGGUGAUAUGGACAUCAUCACCCUUCGCAAUAGAAAAGUCGUCGUCAACCGUCAGGGCUCUGUUGACCUAUCGGCCGAUGAGACUGAUCGUAGCACCAACACCAUUCGCCGGAGUUCUAGGCAUAAGAAGGCAUCUGCAGCAUCUGCAGCACCUACUGAUGCACCGUCACCCCCUUCAAAAGAAAACGUCCCCGUGACUCCCAAAGCCAAACGAGCACGGAAACCACCGGUGAUGAGUGCAAUCAAGGAAGCUGAGGUGGAAGCGAGUGCGAAGAAAGUCCGAAGGAGCAAGAGAAAAGAGACAUAA